GUGGCCAAUCUGUGCAGCGCGUCAAGCAAGUGUGGCUCAUCCCGCUCACUGGCGUGAUGAUAAGAAGCGGGCAGUGCGGGCAAAUGCCAGUUAGUCAGCUGAAGCCUCAGUGGUGUCUGGGUCGUCAUGAUGUACCAAGGUCUUCUCACUUCGCUGCUUGCGAUGGCAGCGGGAGCAUCGUUACUUCAUUUCCACGACCUUGACCAUGACGUGUCCAACCACCUCAUCCCCAUGAUGCAUGCUGCCUGGGCCGACGUCAACGACAUCCGCUACCUCCUGUGGACUAGAGGGAACUCCGGAGACAAUGAGUACUACCAGCUGGUGUUCAGCGACCUGGCCAACCUGCAGGCGUCCCCGCUGAACCCCGACCUGACCACGCACGUCAUCUACCAUGGCUUCAACGACGAGGGACUCACCGGCUGGAUCAGGAACGCCAAGACGGAACUUCUGAAACAGUGUGAUUGUAACGUUAUUGUUGUGGACUGGAAGUUAUUGGCAGUUGCUCCGUGGUACUUCACUGCUGUGCAUAACCUCUACAAGACUGCCAACCACACGGCUUCACUGCUGGACUGGAUAGCAGCUGAGGUGGGCCUGAUGCCCAAGCAGCUACACAUCACUGGACACUCCCUGGGUGCUCACGGCGCCGGCCUCACUGGCAAGUACAUCAAGACAGGAACUGUCUCAAGAAUUACCGGCCUGGAUCCUGCCGGGCCACUCUUCUACACAGUGUCCAAGGAUCAGCGCCUGGACAAGACAGACGCACUCUUUGUGGACGUGCUGCACACCAAUGGCGGCUCCAUUGUUGAGGGAUGCUGUGGCCUGUUGAAGCCACUGGGUCACGUGGACUUUUACCCCAAUGGAGGAGAGCACCAGGCAGGCUGUGUGAUAAAACAGAGGCUUGACCUGAUAAACAUUGGUGAUGUGUUCAACGGUGCAUGCAGUCACAUGCGGGCCACCCAGAUAUGGGUUGAGAGCAUAGCUGCCGUGCCCCCAGCACUGGCCUUCACUGCAUGGCCUUGCUCAGACUGGGACACAUACAUCAGUGGCAAGUGUCCAACCUGUGGACAAGGUUGCCUGGAGAUGGGUUACCACAUGAAGACAAACAUGAAAGGAACCUAUUUCUUACGCACUAACCCCGUAGCGCCCUUUGCUUUGGGAGACACCCAGUGAGCACCAGGGCCCAGCACACCACCCAGGACUGAACAUCAUCAUACUGUUAGCUUUGUGUCCUAACCCUAAUUAACAGUGUGUAUGAUGUUCACGAACAAUGAGCCUAUGUAACAAGUGCAAUAAGACAAUGAAAGACAAGUACUAUACCAAACAG
This is a messenger RNA of Scylla paramamosain (green mud crab), 1324 nucleotides long. RefSeq names its product pancreatic lipase-related protein 2-like. The transcript is spliced from 9 exons. Gene Ontology annotation, biological process: lipid catabolic process. Bases 127 to 1170 code for a protein of 347 amino acids. The record is from RefSeq and is a predicted model, not a curated record. Lineage: Eukaryota; Metazoa; Arthropoda; Malacostraca; Decapoda; Portunidae. Gene Ontology annotation, molecular function: lipase activity.